Messenger RNA from Populus trichocarpa (black cottonwood), 4155 nucleotides. Its product is annotated as probable disease resistance protein At4g27220. The coding region runs from base 294 to 3824 and encodes 1176 amino acids. NCBI's taxonomy places the organism in Eukaryota, Viridiplantae, Streptophyta, Magnoliopsida, Malpighiales, Salicaceae. The transcript has 3 exons. Gene Ontology annotation, molecular function: protein binding; ADP binding; DNA binding. The record is from RefSeq and is a predicted model, not a curated record.
GGCUUCCUUCCUGGCAACUUCCUUCUUAUCAAUCAAACAAACAAUAAUUAAAUAUUCCUGUACGAUUUCUUAAUCUUUUCUGAUGAUCUGUGCUUCCAUUUCUGAUUGAAUCGAAUCAUCUGGAGUUCAACAUCUUCCACUUCUCAUCUCAUUAUACCAUCCCCUCUGUACGUACCAGAUCUCAUUAUAUAUUCUUCUCUGGUCUGUGUUUUCUGCUCUCUUUUUUCUGAACACUGCUUAAGCAAACCAGCAUUUGAAGAACAUCUAGAAUCCAGGGUCAAAGGAGAAAGUGUAUGAAAAUGGUUAGACAGAAUGAUCCAUUUUGGAAUCAUGUUGAGAAGUUGGAUGCUGGUUCUUUCAAGUGUACAUUUUGUGGGUGUGAAUUUGCUGCUGCUACUUCCAUUUCGAGGAUCAAAUGGCAUUUGUCAGGAGUGAGAGGGCGUGGUGUUAAAAUAUGUGAGAAAGUUCCUGAAGAAGUUCAAGAUGCAGCCCGUGCAGCUAUUGAUGGCCCUCCAGAAAAAAGAAAUAAAUAUGAAGCAGGAUCGAGCAAUAAUGAGGUCACUAAUGCAAUUUCAGCUCCAGCAAAAGAUCAGAACAAUGAAGUGAUACAUUUAGAAAUGGCACAACAAGAAGAAGCUUUUUCCCCUGGAGCGCUCGAACGUUGGAUGGAUAGCAUCACUGAUAAAGAUAUCGAGUCUAUGUUGGGACGUAGUUCUCCUGAAGAGCUUCUGCAUGAUGCAGUGGAGACUGUACCGAGAACAGAAAAGGUGCAGCAUCUGGAGAGAGGUAGCUCUCAUGAGAGGACAUCAAUUAAUCAAGCUGAUGAGCCUCAAGGAGAUUCAUCCGAGCCAACAGAUCUAUUGUGUCUUGGCCUUGGAAGAUGUUACGAUCAACUCUGUUCAACAGUAAACAAUGAUGCCAUGAUGAAUGAAGUGCAGAACAUGGUUAAAGUGAGGACAGCACCAGUGUUACGCUUGUUGGAACAAAGCAAUGCAGUACAUGACUGUUUGGCAGGGGAUGCUGGAAGGAUACCAGUGGGAGUUCAGGGCAUGGAACAAGGUGCGGCGGAAGACAGAAUUUGUUCACAUUUAGAAGCGGAAAAUGGCAUGGGAAACACUGGUGAAGGAUCUAUUCAGCAUGUUGACAGAAGUUUCUCUCCUCAGAGACACACAGUUGAUGCACAUGAGAAUAGAGGAGAAGAAACACAAAGAAUAGAUCUAGUGAAUCAAUCAGCUGGUUUUUCAAUGGAGGAGGAGGAGGAGGAUGUGGAGGACAAUAUCGGAAGGUUAGUGCCGCCUGGCGCAGGAACUAGCUCUUCUAUAGGCCUUAAAUACAACACAAGUGAGACUAGAGGAGAUCCAAUUCCUCCUAGCUCAACAAAGUUAGUGGGUCGAGCAUUUGAAGAGAACAAGAAUGUGAUAUGGUCUCUGUUAAUGGAUGAUAAAUUCUCAACCAUUGGCAUUUAUGGAAUGGGAGGAGUUGGUAAAACGACAAUGUUACAACAUAUCCAUAAUGAGCUUCUAGAAAGAAGAGACAUUUCUCAUCGUGUAUAUUGGGUGACUGUGUCUCGAGAUUUCAGCAUUAAUAGAUUGCAGAAUCUUGUUGCUAUAUGCCUUGAUUUAGAUCUUUCUAGAGAAGAUGAUAAUCUGCGUAGAGCUGUCAAAUUGUCAAAAGAACUAGUGAAGAAACAAAAAUGGAUUCUCAUCUUAGAUGAUUUAUGGAACUCUUUUGAGCUACACGUAGUGGGAAUUCCAGUAAAUUUGGAAGGAUGCAAGCUGAUUAUGACAACUCGAUCAGAAAACGUUUGUAAACAGAUGGAUAGCCAACACAAAAUCAAAUUGAAGCCACUUUCUGAGAGCGAAGCUUGGACUUUGUUCAUGGAGAAACUUGGAGAUGACAAAGCACUUUCUCCAGAAGUGGAGCAAAUUGCAGUAGAUGUUGCAAGGGAAUGUGCUGGUUUGCCAUUGGGAAUUAUUACAGUGGCAAGAAGUUUAAGGGGAGUGGAUGACCUAUAUGAGUGGAGGAAUACAUUGAAUAAAUUGAGAGAAUCAAAAUUUAAUGACAUGGAAGAUGAGGUAUUCCGGUUACUGAGGUUUAGUUAUGAUCAGUUAGAUGAUUUAACACUACAGCAUUGUCUCUUAUAUUGUGCAUUAUUUCCUGAAGAUCAUAUAAUUAGAAGGGAUGACCUCAUAAAUUAUUUGAUCGAUGAGGGAAUAAUGAAAGGAAUGAGGAGCAGUCAAGCAGCAUUUGACGAGGGCCACACAAUGCUUAAUAAACUUGAAAAUGUCUGCCUAUUGGAAAGGCUUGGUGGCGGUAUAUUUAUCAAGAUGCAUGACUUGAUUAGGGACAUGGCCAUUCAAAUACAGCAAGAGAACUCUCAAAUCAUGGUUAAAGCAGGUGUGCAAUUAAAAGAAUUGCCAGAUGCAGAGGAGUGGACAGAGAAUCUUGUGAGAGUUUCACUAAUGUGUAAUCAAAUUGAAAAAAUUCCCUGGAGCCAUUCACCAAGGUGUCCCAAUCUGUCAACUCUAUUUCUAUGUUAUAAUACAAGGUUGCGAUUCAUUUCAGAUUCAUUUUUCAUGCAAUUACAUGGACUCAAGGUACUCAAUCUGUCUAGCACAAGCAUUAAAAAAUUGCCUGAUUCUAUCUCUGAUUUGGUGACUCUUACUGCAUUAUUGCUGAAUAGUUGUCUGAACUUAAGGGGUGUACCAUCAUUAAGAAAGCUCACGGCACUAAAGAGGUUAGAUCUCUUUAAUACUGAACUUGGAAAGAUGCCUCAAGGAAUGGAAUGUCUAUCCAACCUCUGGUAUCUUAGACUCGAUUCAAAUGGAAAAAAGGAGUUUCUCAGUGGGAUAUUACCUGAACUCUCUCACUUGCAAGUGUUUGUAUCUAGUGCUUCGAUAAAGGUUAAAGGAAAGGAACUAGGAUGCUUAAGGAAGUUAGAAACUUUGGAAUGCCAUUUUGAAGGUCACUCUGACUUUGUGGAGUUUCUUAGAUCUCGGGAUCAAACCAAAUCACUAAGCAAAUACAGAAUCCAUGUAGGGCUUUUAGAUGAUGAAGCUUAUUCUGUAAUGUGGGGAACUUCCAGCAGAAGGAAAAUAGUUGUUUUGAGUAACUUGAGUAUCAACGGAGAUGGAGAUUUUCAGGUCAUGUUCCCGAAUGACAUUCAAGAACUGGACAUUAUUAAUUGUAAUGAUGCAACAACUUUAUGCGACAUUUCAUCCGUGAUAGUGUAUGCAACUAAACUAGAGAUCCUCGACAUUCGGAAGUGCAGUAACAUGGAGAGCUUGGUUUUAUCUUCAAGGUUCUGCUCUGCUCCACUUCCAUUGCCAUCUUCUAACAGUACAUUUUCUGGUCUUAAAGAGUUUUAUUUCUGUAAUUGUAAGAGUAUGAAGAAGCUGCUCCCUCUUCUCUUGCUGCCAAACCUCAAAAACUUGGAAAAGCUUGCAGUUGAAGAAUGUGAGAAAAUGGAGGAGAUAAUAGGAACACCAGAUGAAGAAAUCAGCAGCAGCAGCUCCAAUCCGAUCACAAAAUUCAUACUCCCAAAGUUAAGAAUUCUGAGAUUGAAAUAUUUACCAGAAUUGAAAAGCAUUUGUGGUGCAAAAGUGAUUUGCGAUUCUCUUGAAUAUAUUGAAGUAGACACAUGUGAGAAGCUGGAGAGGUUUCCAAUUUGUCUUCCGUUGCUUGAAAAUGGCCAGCCAUCUCCUCUCCCUUCUCUUAGAAGUAUUGCGAUAUAUCCAAAAGAAUGGUGGGAGUCAUUAGCGGAGUGGGAGCAUCCUAACGCUAAGGAUGUCCUUCUACCCUUUGUGUGUUUUCGAGCUGGAUGACGAUUCUUCUCUUAAUAUAAAUAUAAUAUUGAAUUACAGGCAAAUGGUGAAGGAAGACAAGCCUCUUAUUCAACAAGGAUUGAAAAGAAGGCAUGUUGCCUAUUCCGGAUUCGCUGCCUUUGAUCCAAAGUUCUUAAUUUUACUGUUGAGCAAUGUUUUUCUGCAAAGAGCUUGGUUGCUUCUCAUUCUUUUGAGAUCAGGAUUUAUAGCCCUGUCAGGAUUAAGCUAUUAUGAUUAUUUUUCUUUAUGAUAAAGAUCUUGUAAUCUUUGAUUUUAUCUAUAAAUAAAAUUGGAGGGAUGGCAGUAACCUCUAAGUUCUUGUUCUGCUCCU